Molecule: messenger RNA, 1212 nt
Organism: Brassica napus (rape)
Lineage: Eukaryota; Viridiplantae; Streptophyta; Magnoliopsida; Brassicales; Brassicaceae
Product: MAR-binding filament-like protein 1
Exons: 4
Coding region: 1-1212 (403 amino acids)
Source: RefSeq, a predicted model, not a curated record
AUGGAGCUAUGCGGUUCAGGGAUCAACAAGGAACAUCAAAUGUGUUCGAAGACUUUUGGCUAUGAACGGAUCAAAGAUCUUUCUGAAAAUGUCUUCAGGUUGAAGAAGAUCUCAAGAUGGAGAUUGAUGUGGAGAAAGAUAAUGAUGGGGAUGAAGCACAAAAAGAAAGAUCAGGUUCUUGAUCAUUGUUUUCGAUAUGAUCCUUUCACUUAUUCACAAAACUUUGAGAAUGAUGGAACCAUCGCAUAUCACGAAGAUCCUGAUGUUUCUUCUAAUUGUGGCAGAAUGUUCUUGUUGGUUAGUGUUUUAUCAGAAGUAAGUCAUUUGUUCGAUCCCAUGGAGAGCUACGGAUACCUUUCUGAGUUAAACACCAGAAUAAGCACUUUAGAGGGUGAGGAAAAGAGUUACACCCAAAAGCUUGAUGAUGUAUCAAAAGACUACAGUGCUUUGAAAUUAACUUCUGAAACCCAAGCAGCUGCUAAUGCUGAGGUCAUUAGCAGGAAAGAGGAGGAGAUUCAGCAGAUGAAGGAAAAGCUUGAUCAUGUGCUAAAGAAUGUAAAUGAGAGAACGAAGAGAACAACAGUACAGGUGUCGAGAGAUAGUGUCUCUGACCUGGAAAAGCUGCUUGGUGAGUCGAGAGCUUUGUGUUCAAAGUUUGAACCAGAGGUUUCUGUGAUUCGGGGAGAGUUUGAUGAAGCUAAGGAAAGAUAUGAAGAGAAGCUAGCUGAAGAAAGACGAAACAGUGAGGUUUUGGCUAAAGAACUUGCAGUGGAGAAAGAUCUUUUAAAGAAAGCUAGAGACGAGCUUGAGGUCGAAGAAGCAGUUAAGUCCUUAGAUGAGAUGAACAAAAACACAUCGAUAUUGACAAAAGAGCUUGAGAAGAUGAAUACUCAUGUUUCCAGUUUGGAGGACGAGAAAGAAGUGCUACAAAGAACACUGGAAGAGGCAAAUAAAGCAUCAAAAGAAGCCAAGGAAAACAUGGAAGGCGCAUAUAGCUUCUUGAUGAGUCUGAGAAAAGAGAGGGGAGUGAUAGAAAAGAAAGUGAAGAAGCUGGAGGAGGACUUGGGAUCUGCAAAGGGAGAGAUACUGCGCAUGAGGAGCCAAUCGAAGAGUGUAAAAGCUGUGAAUAGUACAGAAGAUGAAGAAAAGAGUGAUGAUAAGGUUACUGCAAAGAAAGUUGUCAGGAGGAGAAAGAGCAGUACUAGUUCUUGA